AUGUCGGCCGGCAGCUUGCUGGACAGUUUUCGCUAUGCCCAGUUCAUCAGUGAAGAUGAACCUGGAGGGUCGACCACGGAAGGUCGACAAGGCGUGCCACGAUACAAUGGCGAUGCCGCUAAGCUGAACGAGUGGAUCUUCAGAGCCCGCAUGAUGGCCAAGAAAGAAGCUGGACUCUCAGAGUCCGAGCAGAAGAAGCUCGGCAGUUUGUCCUUGAGGCUGAUCGAGGGCCUGAGUGGGCAUGCCUUGAAGAUCGCUCAGCAGCUCGACCUGGCCAAGUUGGACCAGGCGAAUGGAAAGGGCCUCGACUACCUGAUAGAGAAGAUCACUACUGAGUUGAGGCCAAGGAGAAUGCAGCAGGCAAGGGAGUUGUACGAGGCCGGGGCGCAACAGGGCGGAAUCCUCUCGAGACAGCCCACGGAACCGAUGGGCAGCUACGUUCUUCGCCGCCGCGCCUGGUACAACGCUAUGGUAGACCUAUCCUCGGAGUUGAAACUACCAGACCUGGUUCUUAGUGAACAACUGCUGUUGAACAGUGGCCUGGAUGAAAACCAGAGGCUGAUGAUCCGCACUGUGGUCGGAGAGAAGAUGGACUUCGACCGCGUCGCGCAGGAGCUCGUAAACCAGCACCCGAACAUACAAGCACGAGCGAGCCAGAGCCACUACAAUCACCACAACUACUUCCGGAAGCCCGAGAACAAGGGAUUUUCACGGUUUGGCUCCAAGGGAUCUCCCAAGGGCUACCGUGGAAAGCCGAGGUACCAGGCGGCUUUCUUCGCGGAAGAGGACGAGGGCUUCGCCUACCCCGACGGCACGAACGAGAACUACUCGGAGGAGAUCUGGGAUGGUGGAACCGAGGACUAUGCCACCAACGAGCCGGAGGCCCUCGGGUUCUUCAGUGACCAGAACGUCGGGACCUACGCGGAGGAGCACCUGGCCUACCUGACAGAGAACGGGCUGGAUCCGGAGGAUCAGGAGGCAUGUGAGUUCGCCUCGGACGUCAUCCAAGCAGAGCAGGAAGCGUACUUUGCGAGAAAGGGGGCAGCGACAAAGGGCCAUGGAGGAUUUCGCAAAGGCAAUCCCCCUUUUGAGAUAUCCGGAUCGAUAUCUCUGGAUGACAAGAGAGCGCGCCUUCGGGCGCUCAAAGCGCGCACCACAUGUAAACGAUGUGGAGCUGUUGGCCACUGGAGCGGAGAUUUCGAGUGCCCGAUGUCGAAGGGCAAAGGCAAGUGGAAGAGUGGUGGAAAGACCUCAACGAGCACUACUACCUCUGGAGCUGGAAACUCACAGCACCGCGGAGGCGGCGGGCGUGGAUCCAAGCCGGAUCGACCCCGCACGGUCUACUUCUCCAUAAGCGAGGCCGUAACAAACCACCCGACCGCGAACCUCGCCUACCGGAACGUUGCCACUCCGCCAAGAGCCAACGCAGCUGAGCAAGACUGGUCUGUUGCUCCGUCUAUGCGGGCGGUGCCUCCACCAGCGAUGCUAACUGAGGGUAUGAUGGCACCCUCGAGCCCCACUGCAGCCUCAUCGGGAGAGCAGAGUGACAACUGGAGUGUCGUUGUCAUGCCGACCGAGGUUGAGGGCCAGUGGCUUCCCAUGGACACGGACGACCCCGACAUGGUGGAGCUCUACGACGCCCUCGCGCACCCCAACCCGGAGAAUGCUCUGGCGACGAUGGAAAUGUGGAAGCACGACCUCAGCGAGAAGGGCAUCCGGCGUCUUCCGCAUCGGCACCUACACCGUUACCGGCAGCUUCGGCACCUUCGAUGGGUCCACCGACUACCACUACGACGCCGCCAUCCCGAGCAGGCCCGCCGAGAGACAAGGCACGGCGGCUACCGCAUCCACGACAACACCGACUACGACCUGCCAGCACUUCUGGACAACUUGGCGUGGAUCGAAUGGCUCGGUGAACACCCGCUACUACGACGACCUGUGCCGGUACGCAAGGAGGCCAUCCCCGGAAUUGCUCAGACCUUUCAGGAGCUGGUGAUGCGGCGAAUUCAGGAAUUGGAAGCCGGGAGCGAGGUACCAGCACAACGCCUACAUGAAGCCCUAGACCUCGCAAUCGCCACCACAUCUACAUGGACCUCCACCGCCUCGCCGAGUCGACCGGGAACUGCGGCAACCUCUACUUUGACCUCGUCAUCACCUGGCUCCUCUCAGCCGGUACGCUAUGGGAAUGCCGAACUUCACCGAAACUUGCAAGCAAGAGGAUUGAAGGUGGUGGAAAUGGGCCGCUAUAAGCACGGCAAGUACUGCGACGCCUACCAGGACCGCGACUACCGUACUUGGGUCUUGAACAACAUCGGGGCCAACAGCGCAUCUGGGAUGAAGGCUCUGAAGAACUACUUUGAGGAGCGCAGCAGCUACGAAGCCAGGACAGAUGCCCUGGCACUUAUGGCCAUGAGCGAGGAUGAGCACACUGACGCCAUCUACGAGCACGACUUGAUCGCCAUCCUCGACACCGGAUGUAACCAGACCUGCCACGGGGACCGGUGGCUGGAACGCUACAUACAAGCGACCGGACAAAGCAUGCCUGAAGUGGAUCAGGCAUCUACUGUGAGGAUCCGCGGGAUCGGCGGUCACAUCCAAACCGCCGGAACAAGGAAGCUGCCGCUCAUCUUGGAGCUGAUCAACGGCGGACUGGCGCAAGGGGACCUCACGAGCACCGAAUUGGUGAACUCCGACGCCCCGCUCCUCAUCUCGAUGCAAGCUCAACGAGCACUGGGCUUGAUCAUAGACGUGGCCGGCGAGGUGGUUCACUCUCAGACACUUGGCCACGACCUUCGGCUCGCCUACAAGGACGGACUGCUGGGGAUCCGUCUUCUCCCUGGAGAGACUGAUCAAGGCGCCCGUGAUCGUGAUGGACCGCCACAUGGACCGGUGGCAGCGGAAGUGAUUGCCGAAGUGAACGAGGAACAGCCUGGCGAGCCGGAGAAUGUCAUCACCGAGGAGGUCUCCUACUACACCGUGGACCUGGAGAAAUCGAGAGUGAUGUCCAGAGCACAGCACGUGAAGGUCAAGGAAAGCGUGGACAACAUCAAGAUUCGCGACCGCCACAUGUGGAAUCAAGUAAGGCCGGUCAAGAACCGCCGAAAUCACGAACUUCCUCGUGGGUGCCGGACCUUCCUGCUGGAGAUCUUCGCUGGAGCAGCUGUGCUCACGCAAAUGGCCUUUCAGGAAUGGGCCAUGCCAGUAUCGCCACCCGUGGACUUGAACACGGGCUACGACCUCCUCACCAAGGAGGGCCGAGACCAGGUGGAUAUGAUUAUCGAGCGGGACGACCCCUUCGCCAUCGCCUUUGCGCCUGUGUGUGGACCCUGGACUUCUUGGACGAACAUAGCCAUGGGACAGGCACGAGAAACCAUCAUGGAGCAGCGCAAGCGAUGGCGUCCCACCAUACAAUGGAUGUACAAGGUCACCAAGGAGCGGCUCGCCAAGGGGAGACAAGUCCUCAUCGAGAACCCCUGGAACUCUGCCAUGUGGGACUGCAAAGCUUCGCAGUCUUUCUUCCGGCAGCGACCCAAGGAUGAGGCCACCCUGGAGCCGGUGGAAUGUGUCAAGAUUGAUCAAUGCAUGUUUGGACUUUGCGACAAGGACAACGGGAUGCCGCACAUGAAGCCCACCGGCAUCCUCACGGCUUCUCGACACGUCAAGUGUCGCUUGGCAGUGGCACGUUGUGAUGGCCAACAUGUACAUCAACAAUUGGACACCAAGCGAAGAUGUGUGCAAGCUCAGGAGUAUCCUGUAGAGAUGUGCAAGCAAAUCCUGGAAGGCUGGAUGGAUGAGCUGGAUUACAUGCUCACCAUGGUCGCCUUCCCCGCCGAGGCACACGCUGAGCUCGAGAUUGACAGCGAUGACGAUGGCGAGGAAGUGAAACAUCUCGACGGCAUCCUCUCUAUCAACGACCUCGCCGAUCAAACCACAGAGCCCAGCUACGCAGAAAAGAAAAAACAAGAAGAGUGGGAGGUGAUCUACCAGGAGGGCGAAAUACCGCCGCCACCCGCGCCAGUCGGCGAACCUCUCGCUCGACGACAGCAUCUUUGGCGAGAGCUGCCCUACAACACAAGGGUGGCGUUGAGGCGGCUCCACCAUAUGGUGGGACAUGCACCACCCUCGGCUAUGCAGCGGCUACUGAGAACCGCUGGAGCUGAUCCAGCUGCCAUCCGGGCACUGGAAAACUUCCGAUGCCCGACCUGCGAAGAAAUGAAGAAGCCAAUGCGAGCCGCACCGGUCAAGAUGCCAGAGGAGUACCGGUUCAACAAGGCCAUCUCCAUCGACGUGCUUGUAGCCAAGGACGCCUUCAACCACAAGUAUAAGAUCAUGUCGGUAGUUGACCUCGGCACGUUGUUUCAUGCAGCAGUCGUGGUUGGAGAAGGCGGAGGACCACCAAGCUCAGGGAACAUGGCCAGAGCUUUGAGUUCGAUCUGGUUCUCUUGGGCUGGACCUCCGGAAUCUGUCGUGCUGGACCGAGGACUUGAAAACCGAGGACAGCUGCAAAAGCUGCUGAGCUCCCACGGUGUCUUGUUGCGCUACAUUGGAGUGGAGAGCCCAUAUCAGCUCGGACGAGGUGAACGUCACGGUGGAAUCCUCAAGGAGGUGAUCAAGGGCAUUGUCACAUCACGACAACUACGAGGACGACAGAACAUGGAGUUCGCCGUGACCGAGGCCGUGGGCAUCAAGAACCACAAGGUGAACCACAACGGGUUCUCGCCGAGCCAAUGGGUACUGGGUCGCAACCCCCCGGACCUCGAGUCGCUUACGACUCUAUUCCCUGAGGCCAGACUGGGAGUCCAUCAGGAAAUCCUGGAUGGCGAGUCGGCUUUCGCGCAGCAGAUGAUGAUCAGAGGAGCCGCCAAAGAAGCCUUCGCGCAGGUGGAUAGCUCCCAGAGGAUCAGAGCUGCGAUGCUGAGGAAGAGUGUUCCUGGCCGAGGACCGUUCACCAUGGGAGAUUUGGUUUGCUUUCAUCGUCGACAAGGCGGAAAAGCAGGCUGGAAAUGGUUUGGACCCGCACGGGUGAUCGGCCAGGAGGGAAAGGGCACGCUCUGGAUCUGCCAUGGAGGGAUACCCAUGACGGUGUCCUCUGAGCAGUGCCGCCAUGCUACAGGAGGCGAGAUGAUGGCGAAAAGGAUUCUCGAGUUGAGGCCUUCACGCAAACGGCGGCGAGAGGACAUGAGCGACUUUGAGGCGAAGGAUACCAUGGAGGAAGAGGAGCCAUUCACAGAUGACCUUAUUGGCCUCGGAGGUUCCAAUGAUCACACGCAGCCUGGCUUCUUUGAUCUUCAUGAUCACAUGAGCGACUACUCGCCCUGGAUCCCAGCCGAAAGUGCCCACGAAAAUGGUCAAGAGACACCAGGACUUCAUCCACCACCACCAGGACUCUCUCCACUGCAGCCACAGUCCCUACCAGAAGGUGAUCCGGCCGACAGCGGCCACAAUAAUGGGCAAGAGACACCAGGACUUCAAGUACCACCACCAGGACUCUCUCUUGGCGUACCAGAUGGGCCGCAGCCACUUGGUUCACAGACGGUCAUGCCAGAUGUGCCGGACAGCAGUGUGGAAUCCAGCCCAUGUUCGUUGCUGGAGUCUGUUUUAGAACCGGAGCAAGAACAAGUGCCUUCAAGUCGUAGGACCAGUGUGGCGGUGGAUUCCGUGACACCUUCUCUACAUCAAGCGCUUCGCAGGUCGCCUGACGCUCUUGACGGGAUCCCGAACUCCAGGAACAGAUCGCGCUCACCUCCCAGGGCUUCGCAGGCGAUGAUUGGUGUUGCUGAAGGAGGCAGUCCACGACAUGGAUUGCAUGGCUUCUUAGCAAGGCGAGUCAACAAAAAGAGUGCGGCCGCCCGCAUGAAGGAGCUCAACUUCACCAAGGCCAUCGGAGAAGAACGAGAAGGAAUUUUGGCUGCGAGACAAGGCGAGUGGGGAAAUUGGCAAGGCUUCGACGCUGUGGAUGUGAUCCUUCCGGAGAAUGUGCAGGAAACGCUGGACGCCAACCCCGGAGCCGAGAUCACUCCAACGCGAUGGGUGGACAUCAACAAGGCUCAGCCAUGGGAGAAACCACGAUACAAGUCAAGGAUCGUGGUACGCGGCGAUUUGGAGCAAGGAGCUGCAACCCGGACGGACUCACCCACCUGCUCAUCGACCAUGUUGGGAAUGCUACUGUCGUUCACUGCCAACAAGAAGCACCGCCUCAAGGGUGGCGACAUCACGGCGUCAUUUCUGCAAGGAGAAAACCUUACAAGAACUCUUCUACUACGACCGCCGCCUGGAGGACUUCCUGGAGUACCCGAAGGAUCGCUGCUGAGAGCGAUCAAACCCGUUUACGGAACUCGAGACGCACCGAGAGGAUUCUUCAAGAGGCUCAACAACGUGGCGGUACGACAAGGCCUUCUUCCGGUGCCCAAUGAGCAUGCAGCAUAUGUUCUACGUGACGAUGAUGGGAUCCAAGGAAUGAUGGUAUCCCAUGUCGACGACCUGCUGUGGUCUGGCACCGAGAAGAUGGACGCAGUUAUGAAGGCGAUCACCGAAGAGUUCAAAUUCGGCACGCUGGAGGUCGGAGACAGCUUCGGCUACUGUGGGAGAGUCAUCUCUCAAGAGAAAGAGGGCAUCAGAGUUACGUGUCCUCACCAUGCGGCGAAGGUGAGACCGAUCUACCUCGACUACCAGCGCCGGAAGCAACGAGAUUCUGCAGUCACCGAGCACGAACGUGAUCAACUGAGGAGCGUGGUCGGAAGCCUGAACUGGAUGGUUCGGGUAUGUCGCAUGGACAUAGCAUAUGAGGUGAACUAUUUCCAGGCGGUGAUGAAGCAGGCCACUGUAGGUGACCUUGUUGCCUGCAACAACCUCCUCUCCUACGUGAAGAAGACACCAGACCUGGGCCUUUUCUACAAGUACCAGGCAUUCAACGAGGAGGACAUGGCGAUCUACAGCAUCACCGACGCAUCCCACGCCGCAGACUUCGAGCUCUCCGCGAGUGGAGUGCCAAUGGGCAAUCGUUCCCAAUCCGGGAGAAUCCUGGCUCUGGGACCGAAGAGCCUGGCGACGACGGGAAAAGGCACCAUCCACGUGAUCGAGUACCACAGCAAUGUGCUGAAGAGGGUGUGCAGGAGCACACUCCAAGCAGAAGCCCUCAGCUUGAUUACCGGCUACGAAGAGAGUGAGCAUGUGCGGACCCUGUGGGCUCAUCUAAAAGGAGUUCAUGUUGACAAGAACCUGAUUGCCUCCAUGGACUACCUCGACAUCUUCAUGCUCACAGACUGCAAGUCGCUGGAACAGCACCUCCUCCAGGCAGGCCUCCACACGGUCACAGACAAACGGCUGGCCAUCGACAUCAGCGCUAUGAGGCAAGUGGUCUGGAGAAGGAAAGGCGAACUGGUGGGCGAUCCAUUGCUCACCGACGAGCCCCCGCCGGAAGCUACCACCAAGGUUUUGUGGAUCGACACCUCCACGAUGCUUUCCGACGGAUUGACCAAGAAGAUGAAGAGCAGUCAGCUGGAGCUAGCCAUGAAAUGUGGCAACUUGGAACUCAGUUUCGAGAAGAUAGCUCCGAAGGGGCUGAUGCCAAAAGAAAAGUAG
Symbiodinium sp. CCMP2592 is the source of this 7581-nucleotide messenger RNA. Lineage: Eukaryota; Dinophyceae; Suessiales; Symbiodiniaceae. The record is from the annotation of a GenBank genome assembly.